Messenger RNA from Xyrauchen texanus (razorback sucker), 1059 nucleotides. Its product is annotated as translation initiation factor IF-3, mitochondrial-like. Gene Ontology annotation, biological process: ribosome disassembly; mitochondrial translational initiation. Bases 169 to 1032 code for a protein of 287 amino acids. The transcript has 4 exons. Gene Ontology annotation, molecular function: translation initiation factor activity; ribosome binding. Gene Ontology annotation, cellular component: mitochondrion. NCBI's taxonomy places the organism in Eukaryota, Metazoa, Chordata, Actinopteri, Cypriniformes, Catostomidae. The record is from RefSeq and is a predicted model, not a curated record.
UCAUGUGAGCCAGGGUUUGUUUUUCAGAAAAGUCCUUUGGCUUCACGCUUAAGGUUUGUCUAUUUCAAUGGUACAAUUCGGUUUUUAUAUCGCGGAUUGUUUGUAAUGCUUGAAAUCUUCACCUGACUGAUACUAUUUCGUCCUUGAAGUCGGUUCCGUACGAUUCUAAUGAUGUCUCUGGGUUUCCUGAGGUUUGUUUUGAGCCAGGCACUGAGCCGCAGUCCUCUUCGACCCAUCAGCCUUGCAAACCUAACACUGACCAGUAAACCAUCAACCCUCAGACCUGCAUGGAGCUACCACUCUAUCUUGUCCUGGCAAUGCAUUUCCUUCUCUACAGAUACUGAGAGUGGGGGCAGAGAUGUGGCAGAUCCCUCAAAGGAGACAAAAAAUCUGGACCCAAAAGCACAAGUCACUUUUACCAGUGUUGGUCGGAAGAUUGGCCAGCGCCACAUACAAUUAUUGGGUGAAGAUGGUGAGGAGUUGGGGACAAUGCACCGUGCUGAAGUAAUACGAAUGAUGGAUCAAACGGGGUUGAAGCUUGUUGCCAUAAAUGAAAAUUGUGAUCCACCAUUGUACAGACUGAUGAGAGGGAAACAGAUCCACGAAGAGCAGAUGAAACUGAGAGUAAAACAGAAAGCCAAGACAGGCCCUGUCCAAUCGAAGGAGCUCAAUUUCUCUGCAGAUAUUUCCCUUCAUGACUUAGACACGAAACUGCGGCAAGUCGUCAGCUGGCUGGAAAAAAAGAACCAUGUCAGACUCACUGUCAGAUCUGGAACUGACAGUGGCACACCACUGGACAAAGCCUUAUCUCAGAUGGUGGAGAGAAUAUCAGUACCUGUUGGCUUUAUAUCAAAACCCACUGUGGUUCGUAGGGGUCAUGCUGCCAUGUGCGUCCUUCGUCUUGCAUCUGCCAAAGAACUGCAACAAAAGGAAGCGGAGACUUCGAACAAGACUUUAAAGCCAGACUCUGACACACCAACGCCUCUUUCUGCCUCAUCCACAGAAAAACCAAAAGACUCAAAACAACAAUAAAGUUCUAGUCAAAUAAAAUUGGCAAAA